Molecule: messenger RNA, 714 nt
Organism: Lasiodiplodia theobromae
Lineage: Eukaryota; Fungi; Ascomycota; Dothideomycetes; Botryosphaeriales; Botryosphaeriaceae
Product: Haloacid dehalogenase
Exons: 2
Coding region: 1-714 (237 amino acids)
Source: RefSeq, a predicted model, not a curated record
AUGUCGACGAAGCACGUUGUUUUCGACGUUGUCGGCACCUGCGUUGGCUACGACGUCUGGUUUGAUGCAAUUGCCGCUCAGCUGGGCGAGAGGUUUGCCAAACUCGGCAUCUCGCCGCGUCUCUUUGCCUUCGCGUGGAUGGAGGCGGCCGAGCGCGAGUACACCUACCUGUCCCUCUCCGGCCGCUACACCAUGUUCUCCAAGCUCCAGGCCGCCCUGUUCUACCGCAUGCUCUACCAAGCCGGCGUCGACGAGCCGCGCAAGUUUGCCACGGACGAGGACCUCAAGGUCAUCACGGAAGCGUACAACAACCUCAAGAUGCGCGACGGCGUCCCGGAGAUGUUCGCCAAGCUGCGCGCAGCGGGCUUCACAUGCUGGUGCCUGUCGGCCGGUGACAGGAAGCGCGUGAGCGGAUACUUUGAGAAGGCAGGCGUUCCCAUGCCCGCCGAGAACUUGAUGAGCUGCGACUCCAGCGGGAUUGGAAAGCCGGACCCCAAGGCGUACGAGCCGGCCAUCCAGGCACUUGGGGAUGGCGAGAAGUGGUUCGCAGCCGCACACAUGUGGGACGUGUCUGCUGCGCGAACAGUCGGGUUCAAGGGCGCAUACACCAGCGUGUGGGAGAAGGAGCCGUGCACAGAGAUCUUUGGUGAGAUGGAGGUCAUGGCCGAGACGCCGCUGGAGAUGGCGGACAAGAUCAUCGCGGCAUCGUCAUAG